Messenger RNA from Tripterygium wilfordii, 1566 nucleotides. Its product is annotated as CBL-interacting serine/threonine-protein kinase 7-like. Bases 73 to 1383 code for a protein of 436 amino acids. Lineage: Eukaryota; Viridiplantae; Streptophyta; Magnoliopsida; Celastrales; Celastraceae. Gene Ontology annotation, molecular function: protein kinase activity; ATP binding. The record is from RefSeq and is a predicted model, not a curated record. Gene Ontology annotation, biological process: protein phosphorylation; signal transduction. The transcript has a single exon.
CCGCACCAACCCGUCCCGUGCACUCUGUGGGUUCAAUCUGCGUGCCUUCCGGACCUCACAACUUACGCACCCAUGACGGCUGGGGCCCCACCUCCACCGCCUCCACUUCCACCACCAUCCGCCUCCACACUUCUCAACAAGUACCAGCUGGGCCGCCUGUUGGGCCGAGGCAGUUUCGCCAAGGUUUAUUUGGCGCGAUCCAUCGCUGAAAACACUCCGGUGGCCAUCAAAAUAAUCGACAAGAGUAUCCUCUCGCUGGAUCCUUCCAUGGAGUCUCGCAUUACCUGCGAAGUCUCCGCCAUGCGCCGCCUUCACCACCACCCGAACAUCGUCAAAAUCCACGAGGUCAUGGCGACGAAAACCAAGAUCUACCUCGUCAUGGAACUCGCUUCCGGGGGCGAGCUCUUUUCUAAGGUCCUCCGUCGCGGACGAUUGAAGGAAUCUUCGGCGCGGAUGUACUUCCAGCAGCUCGUUUCGGCUCUCCACUUUUGCCAUCAGAACGGCGUUGCUCACCGCGACGUGAAACCGCAGAAUCUGUUGCUGGACCAGAACGGGAAUGUCAAGGUCUCGGACUUCGGUCUCUCGGCUUUGCCUGAGCAGCUCAAGAACGGAUUGCUCCACACGGCCUGCGGUACGCCGGCGUACACGGCGCCGGAGGUUGUAGCCCGGCGGGGAUACGCCGGGGCAAAAGCUGACGCGUGGUCUUGUGGAGUCAUCUUGUAUGUAUUACUUGCAGGAUCUUUGCCUUUCGAGGAUAACAACCUCGCUUUGAUGUACAAAAAGGUUCACCGGAGAGAAUACAAAAUGCCCGAUUGGAUAUCGAGGUCGGCGCGAUCGAUAAUCUAUCAAUUACUAGAUCCGAAUCCGAAUACAAGAAUGAGCAUAGAAGCCGUAAUGCAGAGUUCUUGGUUCAAGAAAUCACUACAACUGCCAAGCCAAGACGGCUUAAUGGAUCAAGCAACCAAGCCUAGUACUAAGCUAGAAAACAUUGUGACUAGCAUGAACGCCUUUGAUAUAAUAUCGUUGUCGUCGGGGCUCGAUUUGUCGGGCUUGUUCGAGGCGACUUGCAAUAACUGGAGAGGAAAGAGGUUCACGUCGAGGGAGUCAUUGGAGAGAGUGAUGGAGAGGGUGAAGGAGGUGGGAGGGAAAUUGGGUUAUAGAGUGAAGGAAGGGAAGGGUGGGGCUAUUGGGUUGGGGAAAGGGAGGGCAGUGGUGGCGGUGGAGGUCUUGGAGAUGGCUCCGUCACUGUUGUUGGUGGAGAUGAAGGUGGUUGGGGACGGUGGUGAGGAAUUUGAGGACAAACAGUGGUGGGAGUUAAAGCAGGGGCUUGAGGAUGUUGUUCUUUCAUGGCACAGCAAGGAAGCCAUUGUUGCUGCAAUUUGAAAUGUUUAACAUUGUUCUUGUAGUUGACUUUCUUCUUUGUGACUCUGAAAAGAGAAAAUCGUCCAUGUUAACUUGUACUGGUAUGAUUUGUGUUCUAGGGUGGUAGUGAAUUUUGCUGUUUUGAUCUUGUAAAUGAAAAUUCCCAACUAAGUUGAAUUAUGACUCCACCAAUUGUGUUUUCAA